Molecule: messenger RNA, 2078 nt
Organism: Thlaspi arvense
Lineage: Eukaryota; Viridiplantae; Streptophyta; Magnoliopsida; Brassicales; Brassicaceae
Source: the annotation of a GenBank genome assembly
AUCCAUGGACACAUUUCGAAGCUCAACAAGCUCUGGUCUAAUCUACAAUCCGCCCUAAGCCCAUCAGAUUUCAGCUCAGCUCUCGUCAUCUUCCUCGGCGACUACUGCGAUCGUGGACCGGAGACCCAACAAGUCAUCGACCUCUUGAUCAAGCUGCCGGAGGAACAUCCCGACCAGACCCACGUUUUUCUCGCCGGAAACCACGACUUCGCCUUCGCUGGGUUUCUGGGUUUGUUGCCACCUCCUUUAGAUGGGUCCGAAUUCAAGGAUACGUGGGAUGAGUUCGAGAGAAACGAGGAGAGAGAAGGAUGGUAUAAUGGUGAAGGCUUUGAGGAUAUGCAUGUCCAAGGUAGGAGAUGGGCUGGUACAAUUAGGGUUCAGUUCGAUUCCGCGAUUGGGGUUGUGUAUAAUGGAUCGAUUUACGAUGCUGGGUCCACUUUUGAAUCCUAUGGCGUCCCUCAUGGAUCUCCUGAUUUGAUAAAGGCUGUACCAAAGAGCCACAAGAAGUUCUUUGAGGAAAUGGUAUGGGUCCAUGAAGAGGAAGAUGUUUGUGUAGAAACCGAGGAAGGGCUUAAGCAAUGUAAGUUGAUUGCGGUACAUGCUGGUUUGGAGAGAAGGACGAGCGUUAACGAACAACUCGAGCUUUUGAGAGCUAGAGACACGAGCAUCCCUAAAAUACAACCUUUAAGUGGUAGGAGAAACGUCUGGGACAUCCCACAGGAACUGGAUGAUAAACAAACUGUUAUAGUAAGCGGUCACCAUGGGAAACUUCACAUCGACGGCUUGAGAUUGAUCGUCGAUGAAAGCGGUGGAUAUCCGGAUAUACCUUUGGCUGCAAUUAUUCUUCCUUCUAAGAAGAUUAUCCGCGACACUGAUCCACGAGGCCCACAAGUACACUAUCUCUUAAAUGGCGCAAGAACCACGAACGACAUCCAUGGAUACAUAUCGAAGCUCGAUAACCUCUGGUCUAAUCUACAAUCCGCCGUAAACCCAUCAGAUUUCAGCUCAGCUCUCGUCAUCUUCCUCGGAGACUACUGCGAUCGUGGGCCGGAGACCCGAAAAGUCAUCGAUUUCUUAAUCUCUCUGCCGGAGAAACACCCCGACCAGACCCACGUCUUUCUCGCCGGAAACCACGACUUCGCCUUCGCCGGGUUUCUGGGUUUGUUGCCCUCUCCUUCAGAUGGGUCCGAUUUGAAAGAUACGUGGAAUGAGUUCAAGGACAGCGAGGAGAGAGAAGGAUGGUAUAGAGGUGAAGGGUUCGAGGACAUGCAUCUCCAAGGUAGGAGAUGGGCCGGUAAAAUCAAAGCUCAGUUCAAUUCCGUGAAAGGGAUGGCGUAUAAAGGAUCGAUUUACGACGCUGGGUCGACUUUUGAAUCCUAUGGCGUUCCUCAUGGAUCUUCUGAUUUGAUGAAGGCAGUACCGGAGAGUCAUAAAAAGUUCUUGAGCAAUAUGGUAUGGGUCCAUGAAGAGGACGAUGUUUGUAUAGAAACCGAAGAAGGGCUAAAGCAUUGUAAGUUGAUUGCGGUACAUGCUGGUUUGGAGAAAGGGAAUAGCGUAGACGAACAACUUAAGCUUUUGAGAGCCAAAGACACAAGCAUCUCUAAAGUCCCAUAUCUGAGCGGCAGGAAGAACGUUUGGGACAUACCACAGGAGCUGGAUGAUAAACAGACUCUUGUAGUAAGCGGGCACCAUGGGAAACUUCACAUAGAUGGCCUGAGAUUGAUCAUCGAUGAAGGUGGUGGAUACCCGGAAAAACCAGUCGCUGCAAUUGUUCUUCCUUCUCAGAAGAUUAUCCGCGACACCGAUCAUGUUUGUAGUUAAGUUUCUUUUCAUCAAAGUAAAAUUUCAUUUCAAACACAAAUUAUAGCAAAAGUUACCCUUACAUUUUUAAUUACAAACAAAAAUGGUCUGAGUGUCAGGGAUUGAAGAAUUUUAUGGGCCUUAGCACAUUUGAAAGCCCAACUUUUUAAAUUUUGUUUCUACUGUAGGACUCGCAAUUUUGUAAGCCCAGCUAUACAAAAAAAGACUUAAGUAUUAUUUUUAUGGAUCGUAAACUUCUUUGUUGCGCUUUGACAUCU